Molecule: messenger RNA, 1422 nt
Organism: Lycium ferocissimum
Lineage: Eukaryota; Viridiplantae; Streptophyta; Magnoliopsida; Solanales; Solanaceae
Exons: 4
Coding region: 1-1422 (473 amino acids)
Source: RefSeq, a predicted model, not a curated record
AUGGCCAAUUUUGAACAUAAUAUGAUGGUUGCUUUGUAUUGGGGUGGCGAAAUAAUUACUGAAAUGAACGGAUUCAGGUAUACUGAAGGUGCCAAAAUGAUUCUUAGCAUGUCUAUUUCAAUGAACCAUGCUGAAUUGGUUGAACUAUUGCAUGAGAAAAUGGGGACAAAUAGUGAAAAUAUUCAAAUCGAUAUUUCUGGAAAAUAUCCAUGCUCAUUUCAAGGUAACAAUACAAGGUUCAUUGAGUUUAAAAUUGAGAAUGACCAGUCCUUGCUACAAUUUUUCGCCAUACCUCAAAAAUUUGCGGAUAAGAUCGAUAUAAAUAUUUUGGAGAUUUAUGUAAAGACCAAGUCAACAAAUCAAAAUAAUGUAUUUCAAAUGAGUGGUCAGCAUGGUUAUCACAUGAAUUUGUUGGCUCAAAAUUAUGAAUUUGCUAUGGCCAGUCCUAGCAGGCAUGGUCAUCGAUCAUUUGAUGAAGGCUCAAGUAGUCAAAGACAUAUUAGUAGUAGCCACAGAGAAUAUGAGGCCACAGAAGCUGAGGCCAGCGUUGAUUUGUAUAAUGAUGCAAAUGCUGAAAUUAGCUCUGAAAGUUUAGAGGAUGACAAUCCUUCAGGAGAUAAUGGAGAGAGUGAAAUAGAAAGUGAACCUCAUGAAGAUAUCGGUGAUAUUGGAGAUUUACUUCAAAAUAAUAUUGGUGUAAAUCCUGAUAAUCAAUUUGGUCAUGGUGUGUCUGAAACUCCAUGUCAUGAUAUACCCCACUUUACGACAUUGGAGAACGAGGAAGAUAUUUUUAUCUCUACACGAGAAUCUGAGAUGGGAUGUUGUUCAGUUUGGUCCGAGGAUGCCAAAAAAGACUUGGAAAAAAAUAUGUAUUUUAGCAGCAAAGCAGAGUUGAAACGGGCCGUGACGAUUUGGAGUUUUCGCAAAAAUAAAGAGUUCGAGGUGGUAACGUCAAGCAAAAGCCUAUGGGUUGUGAGAUGCAGAUUUUAUAAUUUAUUAGGUUGUCUAUGGUUUCUUCGAGGCCUAAAGGUUAGAUAUAACCUUUGGAAAAUAGUAAAGUAUGUUGAUAAUCAUAGAUGUGAGACUGAAGGGCUUACGACAGGUCAUGCCAACCUAGACACCAAUUUGAUUGCAUCCUUGUUUCUAAACAAAAUUCGAGAAAAUCCCAAGUUGUUAGUAGUAGAUGUCAGGACUCAGGUUCACGAGAAAUUUGGUCAUCAAGUGACAUACAGGAAAGCGUGGCUUGAGCGUCAACGCGCAUUUGAAUUGGUGUAUGGUGACUUUAAAAAAUCAUUUAGUGAGCUUCCUAAAUAUUUUGCAGCUUUUCAGCACUUUAAUCAUGGAACAGCUGUGGAAUGGAAACACGUAGAGUCUAUGAGUUCACUAGAGGGAGUCGAAAGAGGCAUGGAAAUGGUUUUUUAG